CACGUCGCCAAGGGUCAUUGGUUAUUCGCCAGCCUGUGUACCAUUUUGUGAAGGAACACCAACCUGUUGAGGAAUCCUGUCAGCUCACUUGAACCACGGUAACCAAGGUAAAAUGCCCAGGUGGUCUAAGUACUGGCUUGUCGUGUUCGUGGCUUCGUUUGUGUCGUCGCGUGUGUCUACCUGUCCUGUGGGCUGCACUUGUACUGAAUAUCUGGUAGACUUGAAUGUCGCCUGCAGCGGGAAUGGCUCAACAUCCCUUCGCAAUAAACUGCCGCCGGAUACAACCUUCCUCACACUGACGGGAUACAGACUACCUGUUCUGAAUCUGAAUGUGUUAGGUGGCCUCAAGAAGCUGAGAGGACUUAAACUUCCGUCUAACGAAAUCACCCAGAUAGAAGGAACACUAGAGGUGUUUCCACGUCUAUACGAACUCGAUCUGAGCAGGAACAAGUUUACGAGCGUCUCUCCGCGAACGUUCGGUAACGCCACGACACGUCUCGGGUACGUGGACCUAAGUGAGAACCCUUUCGACUGCGACUCUGAGUGUGGCGGGAUUCAGUUGAACAGUCUGUGUGACUGUUCUGUCAACACGUUUAACUGUACCUGUAACAUCCUGUGGCUGAAACAACAAGUGAAACACUGGGGUCCCAGUGUCUGGAUGGGAGUUCGCUGUCAAGUCCCGAAAGAUAAGGAUAUACGAACUGUAGAUAUUCGAGACUAUUGGUGCAAAAGGAAAUUGUGUUGGAUAUCAGGCAUUCCUAUAAUCAGCUUAGCCGUAAUCUUGAUAAUUGCAGCCAUCGUAUACAUAUGUAAGAAAAGGAACAGGUACACCCUUCUGGGCACAGACCCAGUUACGAAACAGUUAAUCAAAUUGUCUGGGAAGCUUGGAAUGGAAUGGGAGAGUUUGGCAACUCACCUAGGUUUCACAAGGGCUGAAGUAGAUGAGUUUAUCAGAAAUAACGACAGAAACAUGAGGGGACAAAUACGUGCCAUGCUCCUCUCUUGGAGGAACAAAAAUGGCGAACAGGCUACUCUUGCUACAUUAGUGGAACUACUGAAGAGUUAUGAGCCUCCCCUUGAUACAGAAAUAUAUCAAUUUCUAGAAGUAUCAUCUCCAAUCAACUAA
This is a messenger RNA of Branchiostoma belcheri (Belcher's lancelet), 1126 nucleotides long. Its product is annotated as protein slit-like. The transcript is spliced from 2 exons. The coding region runs from base 113 to 1126 and encodes 337 amino acids. Gene Ontology annotation, molecular function: protein binding. The record is from RefSeq and is a predicted model, not a curated record. Lineage: Eukaryota; Metazoa; Chordata; Leptocardii; Amphioxiformes; Branchiostomatidae. Gene Ontology annotation, biological process: signal transduction.